Messenger RNA from Opisthorchis viverrini, 477 nucleotides. RefSeq lists its product as hypothetical. The record is from RefSeq and is a predicted model, not a curated record. Bases 1 to 477 code for a protein of 158 amino acids. The transcript has 3 exons. NCBI's taxonomy places the organism in Eukaryota, Metazoa, Platyhelminthes, Trematoda, Opisthorchiida, Opisthorchiidae.
AUGCACAGUUUCCAUCAACCCAACGGCCAAGAUAACGCAACACAGUCGCGAUUGGAACAAGCUGCCGCACGUCACAAGCACGUGAUAAACAAAGCCAUUGCCAUUCGGGUAGCUUGGGAAGACAGGGACAGUGUAUAUGAGCUAAGGCGUGCAGACAAUGUAGAAGACGAAGAUGUGUCGCAGCCAUACGAAGAAAACGGAGGCGUUCCAAGUUGGCGGAGCAGUAGGUUUAGGCGAUCCGAGGCCUGUGGUGACAAUUGGCCAUCAUCGGCCGGUAGAUCCACUAGAAGAGACAGUCGUGACAACAGGCGCCCAACUUUGGUGAAAAACUCAGCCGUAAACCCCACUGCUUUCAACCUACAGUUCUCAAGUCAGCACGCACUCCCCUAUCGUUACGUUUGGAUGUGUUCUGUUAUUGGUUAUUCUCCACUCAAAUACCUGAACUGUAACCAGUUGAGUUGGGUUGCGAAACUAUGA